GAAACUGGAUACAUGGUUUAUGGCAGGUCACUAAUGCAUGAAAAAGUAGAGUCUAGGCAAAGAUUUGCUUGUAACUUUCUGAAUUCUGGAAUUUUUUUCUUCUUCUUAACUUUCAGUAAAGGUCACUGUAGGCUGAAGUGUCCUUUUAAAGGCCACAACAUUUGGCAAACAGCGCUUUUUUUUUUUGUUGUUAGACUCAAUGAUUUCUUCCAUAAGCCAAAGGACCGCCUAUAAUUUCACUAAGAAUGUCUUCUGAUUCAGAUACCAGGGAUUUACAAGACUCUCUAAAGCAAGGCCUUACACCUCUUGGUGCUGGGCUUCCGGACAGACACGGACCCUCCAUCCCUCCCCGCGGCCGCCUUGUCAUGCUGCCCAAAGUGGAGACGGAAGCGCUGGGACUCGCUCGAUCGCAUGGGGAACAGGGGCAGAUGCCGGAAAACAUGCAAGUGUCUCAGUUUAAAAUGGUGAAUUACUCCUAUGAUGAAGAUCUUGAAGAGCUGUGUCCAGUGUGUGGAGAUAAAGUGUCUGGGUACCAUUAUGGGCUUCUCACCUGUGAAAGUUGCAAGGGAUUUUUUAAGCGGACAGUACAAAAUAAUAAAAGGUACACAUGUAUAGAAAACCAGAACUGCCAGAUUGACAAGACCCAGAGAAAGCGUUGCCCAUAUUGUCGAUUUCAAAAAUGUCUAAGUGUUGGAAUGAAGCUAGAAGCGGUAAGAGCUGACCGAAUGCGUGGAGGAAGGAAUAAGUUUGGGCCAAUGUAUAAGAGAGACAGGGCCCUGAAGCAGCAGAAAAAAGCCCUCAUCCGAGCCAAUGGACUUAAGCUAGAAGCCAUGUCUCAGGUGAUCCAGGCAAUGCCCUCUGAUCUGAGCAUCUCCUCUGCCAUCCAGAACAUCCACUCUGCCUCCAAAGGCCUACCUCUGAACCAUGCUGCCUUGCCGCCUACAGACUAUGACAGAAGUCCCUUUGUCACAUCCCCUAUUAGCAUGACAAUGCCACCUCAUGGCAGCCUGCAAGGUUACCAAACAUAUGGCCACUUUCCCAGCAGGGCCAUCAAGUCCGAGUACCCAGACCCCUACACCAGCUCUCCCGAGUCCCUCAUGGGCUAUUCCUACAUGGAUAGUUACCAGACAAGCUCCCCAGCAAGCAUCCCACAUCUGAUCCUGGAACUUUUGAAGUGUGAGCCAGAUGAGCCUCAAGUCCAGGGCAAAAUCAUGGCCUAUCUGCAGCAGGAACAGGCCAACCGGAGCAAGCACGAAAAGCUAAGCACAUUUGGGCUUAUGUGCAAAAUGGCUGACCAAACCCUCUUCUCCAUUGUUGAGUGGGCCAGGAGUAGUAUUUUCUUCAGAGAACUGAAGGUGGAUGACCAAAUGAAGCUACUGCAGAACUGCUGGAGUGAGCUCUUAAUCCUUGACCACAUUUACCGGCAAGUGGUCCACGGGAAGGAAGGAUCUAUCUUCUUGGUUACUGGGCAACAAGUGGACUAUUCCAUAAUAGCAUCGCAAGCCGGGGCCACCCUCAACAAUCUCCUGAGUCACGCACAGGAGUUAGUGGCAAAGCUUCGCUCGCUACAGUUUGAUCAACGAGAGUUUGUGUGUCUGAAAUUCUUGGUGCUGUUUAGUUUAGAUGUCAAAAACCUUGAGAACUUCCAGCUUGUUGAAGGUGUUCAGGAGCAGGUCAACGCGGCCCUUCUGGACUAUACUAUGUGCAACUACCCACAACAAACAGAGAAAUUUGGGCAGCUGCUUCUGCGACUGCCUGAAAUCCGCGCCAUCAGCAUGCAAGCUGAAGAAUACCUCUACUACAAACACCUGAACGGAGACGUGCCCUACAAUAACCUCCUCAUUGAAAUGUUGCAUGCAAAAAGAGCCUAGAGUUAUAAACUCCUAAGAAAGCUCAGCCCUGAUGACAAACAGAGAUUGGAAUGGGCCAGGGGUGGGGUGGGAUGGAGACAAGAAAAAGGGAAAACACAUACACACACACAAAAUACUCUGAACUCCUCCAAGCAACACUAAUGGAAAAACUUGGAUAAACGCUAUUGGGUUUGAAAAGGCUUAAUCAUCCAAUACUUAAUAGCCAAUAAAUGACGUAUCAGGGUAUUUGUAUUACAAACUGUGAAUCAGAUGCUUCACACCCCCAAAGGAUUCCAUACAUAAGACCUUGUCACGGAGGAAUUGAACUCACAGAGGGAUGACACUACUUUGUCAAAAUGGGAAAGAAAGGAAAAAAAAAAGACAGAUUAAUGCUUGUAUAUUUAAACUGAUCUCCACUAUGAAGAAAUUUAGGAAUGGAUCUGUGUUAUUAUUUAGGCUUCUCCAGCGAGGGAUUUGAGUUCACAGAAUUCCUCCAUUGUAGAGCUGAACUGGAAACCGUUCUCAAGAAUGCAUCAGC
Elephantulus edwardii (Cape elephant shrew) is the source of this 2388-nucleotide messenger RNA. It is a transcript of the gene NR5A2, whose product is annotated as nuclear receptor subfamily 5, group A, member 2. Gene Ontology annotation, cellular component: RNA polymerase II transcription regulator complex. The transcript has 8 exons. Lineage: Eukaryota; Metazoa; Chordata; Mammalia; Macroscelidea; Macroscelididae. The coding region runs from base 246 to 1871 and encodes 541 amino acids. Gene Ontology annotation, molecular function: nuclear receptor activity; zinc ion binding; RNA polymerase II cis-regulatory region sequence-specific DNA binding. Gene Ontology annotation, biological process: regulation of transcription by RNA polymerase II; hormone-mediated signaling pathway; tissue development. The record is from RefSeq and is a predicted model, not a curated record.